Molecule: messenger RNA, 498 nt
Organism: Seminavis robusta
Lineage: Eukaryota; Bacillariophyta; Bacillariophyceae; Naviculales; Naviculaceae
Source: the annotation of a GenBank genome assembly
AUGUCAGUCAAUUAUACCCCUGGUGACGCCCUCUUGAUCAAGUCUGGUCCUGAGAGCUUGUUGCACCAGAUCGUUGUCUUCAAGGAACCUUGUGAGGACAACACUACGAAGUGUGUUGUCCACCAGUUGACGUCUGUGGAGGAAUUGAUCCUCCCUUUUGCGUCGGUGCAAAAACUUUGUGUUGGCAACUACUUUCGUAUGCUGGGCACUCGCAUGUACAACGCACCCCUGAUCCAAGCUGAGGAUAUCGCGAGGGCUGGUGCAUGGUCGUUUGCCAAUGAGCGAAAUCAUGCGGUUGUGUAUCGUACCCCGUCUCCCGAGAGUAAUCGUCGUACUGUUCGCAUGCUGUUGCAGACACUCACCGAUCAAGAGGCCCGCCUUGAUGAGAUUUACAACGACCGUGCUCGCCUACGAGAGCAAGUCAGUGCACUCGAGAAUCGCGUCCAAGAGCUGGAGAACUUUCUACAUGAACAGGAUGUGAUUCCUACUGGUCUCUAA